GACGAAGUCGCGGUUUUUCUUGGCUUGUGUUGCGGUUCGCGUGUUUUGCGAGGAACGAGCCGUUGUGUCACGACGUUUCACGAGUGUGAAUCAUCGGUGAACCCUGCGUCCGCAGAAACAAGACAGCUCUUGAAGGAACAGUAUAAAGCGGCUUCAUAGUGACACUGGGCGGUGUCAGGUUAGGUUUCGAGGCAAGGUGAACGGAAAAGAAAAACCGCGAAGCUGGCUGGACUAACGGGCUGCGUCUCGACGAUGGUCGACGACGAAGAGCAGCAGGAGCUACGUUGCACAGGCAGUGACGUCGAGAUCGAGGAGUACACGGACACCGAGGAGUCGCCAUAUGUCACUUAUCAGGCUGGCGAUAAGCUGUUCGACACGGACAGAGCGGCCUGGCAAAAAUUCAGCUUCGUCGCUACUCUUCUCACCGUGAUCGUCUCGAUCACGUUUCUGAUUAUCACCUACCCUCUUUAUCAGGGGAGCGUUAGCAACGUUUCCAACGCUUACACAGGUCUCCUCUUCACUGCUUUCACCUCCACUAUCAUCCUCGGGCUGAUAUGGUUCGUAGCUGGGAGAAUAUCACCACCGCCGCCUCUGAUACCAAACAGCAUGAGAAUUAAGAUCCCGCGAUGCGAUCUGUUUAAGAUUAGCGCGAUUUACGCCCUCUCUGGCAUAGUGAUCACUCUUUGUCUGGAUAGAGACAGGGUUCCUUGUCAUCUUCAGGACCCCAUCAAAGGGAUCACUCUAGUCUUCUCCUUGGUUUACUACUUCUUCUUCUGUCGCAAGAUGAUGAGCUUGCAGAGGAUCUUCACCACCACUACCAUAAUUGGCGGUCUCUUCUUCACCGUCGACUAUGGCCUCUGCGACGAGUUCAGGUGUAGGGGAAGAGAGGUCUCUAGCCACACGACGUCUACCAGAGCCUCCUGGGGCAUCAAGGCGAUUUGGACCUUCGUCUACGUGGGCGCAUUGGCUGCUUUUGCUAUGUUCUUCACCUUGUUGGAGGGCUACUAUAUUACCGAGCAACAGAACAUGUGUCAGAUAGUGGCUAGCCAGCAGAACUCGUUCUUGUACACUGUGUCGAGACUGGUGUCCUCCAGGGACAUACGUAGACGAGGAUCCGAGGAAGAGGGUGGCCGGCUGCUCCACGUGACCGACCCUGACCCCACAGUCAAGCCAAAGCACAUCCCGAAACCACCAAUUCUGGAAACACUGUUCUACAUCCAUCUGAUAGCCUUCUUCGCCAUUCUGUCUAUGUGUUGGAUAGACACUGUGCCUGGAAUAGGCAGGGGUCUAUCCCCGAUGGAACUGUAUCGUACGGUAGAACACGGACUCACCUGCCACUUCAAGAACCUAGACAGCUGCUCAAACAUCUCCACCCACGGUUGGAUUUUCCUGAUUUCGUACAUAGUCUUCUCCGUCUCGAUACUGAACUUCCUGUCCAUGUCAGAGAGUGCAGUGUUUACUGUGGCUGCAACCACAGCCUCUCUGCCCUUGUCAGGCAUCUGGUGGAGCAUCUACAAGAUGGAUAUCCAUGGUGGAUUCAUCAUAUGGUCGCCUGAAGUGACAGGGGAGCUGAUCUGUGCAGUUUGCGGUCUUCCUGUUGUCUUGGGGGCUCUGGCUCUGCUUGUUAGGUUCCACUUUAGGGACACACAGCCCACGUACUUAACUAUGCAGCCACCGGACGAACAGUGCGAGCCCUCUCAGAGAUGAACCAGCCAACAGGAAUAAUUCAUAGGUGUCCACGAGAGGAUCCCCUCCAUCUUGGAAAUCUCACAAGUAACCCUGAAGUGUGACUAGAUCUAACCUAACCGUUUUAGAUAAAUUCAUUGAAGUGUUGCACAAUAAGAGGGGAACGCAAGACCGUCGAUGUUUUAUAGCAAUUGAUAUAAGAUGUGUACAGAGACGACUCUGGGAUCGAUUUCUACCACCGGGUGAUCUCAUUAAUCUCCCACUCUGACCUAGAUGUGAUCGUCUUUUUGCUCAGUGUCCUCUCUGGACACGCGGGUAAAAAACUUUCCCGUACAGUUGUGAUAGAGUUUAGCAGUGGAGGAGGGGGGGUAAUAUCGAUUAUCUUGUGCACACAUACGCAACACAGACAUGUGGACAAAAAAGAAAGAAAAGAAGAGGAGAAGGAAGGAGAGAGAAGCGAUCGAUGUUUCCUAUGUAUUUGCCAGCGCGAGCAAUUUGUCUAGCCACACAAAACGUUAUUGCCAAUUUAUAUUUUAUUUUAUAUAUAUACACAAACGAGAUGUUUCAUAUUUUUCGUGUGAAGAAAAAACAAAAAAAAAAGAAGCGAAACUAGUACAACAUGAGAGAGAAAAUAUUCGUGUGAGUGUGAAUGUGAGUAUAGUUCAGAGAGAGAAAGAAGAAAAAAAACGGCAAAACUGCGAAAAAUAUUUUGUAAAGUCAAUCAAGAACGGCAACCAAAGACAGAAGAAACAAUAAUGGUACCGGCAGCCUUUGGUCGCCCUGUUCGCGAAUAUGUAUUUCGCGAAGCGUCGUUGUUUGCAAUACGACGGUUCUAUCGAAGAUUCUGUGAUUCAACCUCGGUGCACGUGUAAGAAUCUAGUUAAGCGCAAUACAUUUGUCAAAAAUGAUAAGAAGAAACAAAAAAAAGAAAAAAUACAAAACGACGGAUUUUUCAGUAUUACAAAUAGAGUAUAAGCGUGAAUGCGUAACCGUGUAUGUUUGUCGAAGCGCAAUUUUACAUGAGCAAGAUGGCGCACGAAAAGAAAACUCGAUCUAGUCAAAAGAGAAAAUUCGCUUGGGACGAUCCCUCUUUUAUACUUGUACGAAUUUUUUUAUUCGUAGAAAAAGAAAAUCAAUGACAUUUUCCGAUUAUUUACCGCGAUUUUUAGCGUCUAUUGGCGAAUACUUUUCUGCACUGAAUUUGCUCCGUAUAGAGUGUCUCUAAAAUAACGAACCAAGAUUGACUCUCCGACCAUGAAAAAUAUUCUAAAUUGUGAAAUAUCGAUUUCUAUGGGCAGUUACACCAUGGAAAUUGGACGAAAUACUUUACAUACGCUUUCCAGCGGGUAGGCACAAGUACUUAACCAACAAAACUUAGUUUAAUCUAGCCUUUUAGGGGAAUCUUACUUAUUCUAAGUUAGAAUCCGAUAUGGUAGACUCUAUUACUGUCAUUCCAGCUCCUCCUUCUCCCCGGACUGACACUCAAAGUCCCCAAGAGAAAACAAAAAACAAAAAAUAUUGUCGCGUGAAAUCAAAAUUUCGAGAAGUUGUAAAAUUCGUGCCAAAAAGAAAACUCAGAACAAAAAGCAACAGAUUCGAGUCCAGGACUCGUGCAAACGAUUAUUAUAUAGUUACUUAAAUACUUAUUUAGACACGUAUUAUACAUAGCGUCAUGUACACAUACAAAAGUAUCGUGAGUUAAGUGUAGUUUGUUGUUGGCGGAUGUCGAGACAGUAGAAAAAUAAGAGUAUGAAGUAUCGUUGUUGGUAAAAAAAAAAAAAAAAAAAAAAAAAAAUGAAAAUACGUCAAUCAUGUUCUCUUACAGAAGCUAUAUAUACGUCCACGACUUUUUUUACACCGGUAAUAAGCGUUCCAAAACGUAAUUAUACCAGGA
Messenger RNA from Habropoda laboriosa, 3580 nucleotides. RefSeq lists its product as uncharacterized. Bases 253 to 1707 code for a protein of 484 amino acids. The record is from RefSeq and is a predicted model, not a curated record. The transcript is spliced from 7 exons. Lineage: Eukaryota; Metazoa; Arthropoda; Insecta; Hymenoptera; Apidae.